This is a messenger RNA of Penicillium daleae, 1647 nucleotides long. RefSeq lists its product as uncharacterized. Lineage: Eukaryota; Fungi; Ascomycota; Eurotiomycetes; Eurotiales; Aspergillaceae. The coding region runs from base 1 to 1647 and encodes 548 amino acids. Gene Ontology annotation, biological process: transmembrane transport. Gene Ontology annotation, molecular function: transmembrane transporter activity. The record is from RefSeq and is a predicted model, not a curated record. The transcript has 7 exons. Gene Ontology annotation, cellular component: membrane.
AUGGUUCAACAAGACGGAAAGUCCUCCUCGGUGGUCACUCUGAGUGAGGCCUAUCCAAAAGAACGUGCGAGGAACUAUGGCACUCUAGAGCCGAAUGGUGAAACUGCCGAAAAGAUCAACCCUUUUCUGGACCCUGAAGUCGCAGAGUACUGGCGCGGUGUAUACGAAAAAGCGCAAUAUGAAUGCAGAGAUGUCUUCGACCCUACAUUGACAUGGUCGGAGGAAGAAGAAAGGGCCUUGGUGCGCAAGCUGGAUUGGAGGAUUUGCUUGUGGGCUUGUGUCAUGUUCUUUGCGCUUCAAGUCGAUCGAGGGAACCUUGUCCAGGCAGUUUCCGACACCUUCCUAGCAGAUCUAAAGCUGACCACAAACGACUAUAACUACGGUAACAUCGUCUUCCGAGUCUCAUUUCUGGUCGCAGAGCUACCGUCUCAGUUGAUAUCAAAGAAGAUCGGGCCAGAUCGUUGGAUUCCUAUUCAGAUGGUGCUCUGGUCGGUAGUUGCUAUCUCACAAUGCGCCAUAACCGACAGAAAAACAUUCCUGCUCACACGCAGCUUGUUGGGUAUCUUGGAGGGAGGUUUCAUUCCAGAUAUCGUGUUGUGGCUUUCUUAUUUCUAUACCUCCCGCGAGCUUCCAAUUCGUUUGAGCUUUUUCUGGACUUCACUCUCUGUGACGACGAUUGUGACAUCUCUGCUGGCUUUUGCCGUCUUCCAUCUCAGCGGUGUUCACGGCUGGGCAGGAUGGCGGUGGCUCUUCCUUAUCGAAGGACUGAUUACCCUCUCCAUCGGUCUAGCAUCGUUCUUCAUGAUGCCAGCAUCGGUAGUUCAAACUAAGACCUGGUUCAGACCCAAUGGAUGGUUCACUGACCGUGAAGUUUCCAUCGUGGCUAAUCGCGUCCUCCGCGACGACCCUUCCAAGGGCGACAUGCAUAACCGCCAAGCUGUGACGCCUAAGAGACUCUGGAACGCAAUUAAGGAUUACCAUAUGUGGCCAAUCUAUUUCAUCGGAGUAGUCGCAUAUAUCCCACAAUCGCCUCCGAGCUCCUAUAUUACGCUUACUCUCCGCUCACUUGGGUUCAACAAGUUCAACACAAAUCUACUCACGAUCCCAGCGAACGUGUUCCAUAUCGGCAAUUUGCUUUUGAUCACCUGGAUAUCUAGUCGACUAAACCAGUGGUCGCUUGUUUCCAUGUUUCAAGCUCUCUGGACGCUUCCUUGUUUACUUGCGCUCCGGUUUUGGCCUGAUGUGAUCUCGAAUGCCUGGGGAACGUAUGCAGUGGUGACAGUUUUGCUAAGCUACCCAUAUUGCCAUGCCAUCGUGGUUGCAUGGGUAUCCAGAAAUGCAAAUAACGUCGGAAAUCGCUCGGUGGCAGCUGCAUUGUACAACAUGUCUGUGCAAGCAGGAGAUGCCGCUGCUUUCUUCAUCUAUAGAGAUGAUGAUAAGCCAAAGUACAGACGGGGAAAUACCGAUCUAAUAGCGAUUAAUAUCCUAGCAAUCGUGCUAUUUCUUGCGGCGAAAGCAUACUAUGUGUUCCAAAAUAGGAGGCGGGACAAGAUUUGGAAUGCAAUGUCUGAACAAGAACAAAACGAUUAUAUCAGAAACACUAAAGACCAAGGAAGCAGCAAGUUGAAUUUCCGGUUUGCGCACUGA